This is a messenger RNA of Lates calcarifer (barramundi perch), 1847 nucleotides long. RefSeq names its product cytochrome P450 2J4. The transcript is spliced from 9 exons. Gene Ontology annotation, molecular function: oxidoreductase activity, acting on paired donors, with incorporation or reduction of molecular oxygen, reduced flavin or flavoprotein as one donor, and incorporation of one atom of oxygen; heme binding; iron ion binding. The coding region runs from base 99 to 1595 and encodes 498 amino acids. Gene Ontology annotation, biological process: xenobiotic metabolic process. NCBI's taxonomy places the organism in Eukaryota, Metazoa, Chordata, Actinopteri, Centropomidae. Gene Ontology annotation, cellular component: intracellular membrane-bounded organelle; cytoplasm. The record is from RefSeq and is a predicted model, not a curated record.
CAAAGAACAACAUCGGAAGUCAUUUGUUGAUAUCAGUCGAGUUUGUAUAUCACUGUGCUCUGUGCAGUCGCGACAGCACCGUAUAAAUAAGCGAACAAAUGGAGUCAAUAAAAAAUGUACUGGGCCUGGAGUGGAUCGACAGCUGGAGUGUUUUGAUAUUCCUGUGUGUUUUUCUGCUGUUGGCUGAUGUUUUGAAGAACAGAGCGCCAGCAAACUUUCCUCCUGGACCGUGGGCUCUUCCUUUGAUUGGCCACCUUCAUCGCAUCAAUCCUUCCAGACUUCACUUGCAAUUCACAGAGUUUGCAGAGAAAUAUGGAAACAUAUUCAACCUUCGCCUCUUUGGUGGAAGGAUUGUGAUCAUUAAUGGCUACAAACUGGUGAGAGAAGCCCUGGUCCUGAAAGGAGAGGACUUCACAGAUCGGCCUGUUAUACCACUGUUUGAUUAUUUAGUUGGGAAUAAAGGUCUUGUGCUAUCAAAUGGUAAUCCAUGGAAGCAGCAGAGGAGAUUUGCUCUUCAUACCCUCAGAAACUUUGGUUUGGGCAAGAAAAGCCUGGAGUCGUCUAUCCAGCAGGAGUGCCAAUAUCUCGCUGAGGCUUUUGCAGUUCAGAAAGGAAAGCCUUUUAAUGCUUCAUUACUGAUACACAAUGCUGUGUCCAACAUCAUUUGUUGCUUGGUGUUUGGGGAUCGAUUUGAGUACACUGACAAGCAGUUCCAGUCCAUUCUUCAGGACUUUAAUGAGAUUAUGUAUUUACAGGGAAGUUUAUCUAUACAGCUUUACAACACUCUUCCCUGGCUCAUGAAGUGGCUGCCUGGACCUCACAAGAAGAUACUCGCUCUGACACAGAACAUCAAUGUCUUUAUCGAAAUCAAGAUCAAAGAACACAGAGAAAACCUUAACCCAUCGUCACCAAGAGACUACAUUGAUGCCUUCCUCAUAGAAAUGGGAGAGAAAGAAGACAAAGAUUCUGGCUUUGAUUUAAAAAAUUUGUGUGUUUGCACCCUGGACCUGUUUGGUGCUGGAACUGAAACUACUACCACUACUUUAUACUGGGGACUGCUAUACAUGAUCUACUACCCUCACAUACAAGAGAGAGUCCAGGCUGAGAUAGAUACUGUGGUUGGUUCAUCCAGACAGCCCUCUCUGAGUGACAGAGAAAAAAUGCCUUAUACUGAUGCAGUCAUCCAUGAGAUCCAGAGAAUGGGGAACAUCCUCCCCCUCAAUGUGGUCCACAUGGUGAACAAGGACACCACAAUCAACGAAUACACAAUACCAAAGGGCACCAUGAUCCUGCCCACACUGCACUCAGUCCUACAUGAUGAGUUGAUGUGGGAAACCCCACACUCCUUCAACCCUCAACACUUUCUGGACGAGGAUGGUAAAUUUAGGAAGAGAGAGGCUUUCCUUCCCUUUUCAGCAGGUAAACGUGUGUGUCUUGGGGAGCAGCUGGCCAGGAUGGAGUUGUUCCUCUUCUUUACCUCCCUCCUUCAGAGGUUUUCCUUCUCUGCACCUGCUGGAGAGCAGCCCAGUCUGGAGUUCAAGUUGGGAGCCACUCGCACUCCCAAACCUUACCGCCUUUGUGCCGAGCCACGAUAAAACACCAACUGUUCCAAGCUGAGCCAUGUCUGUCUCUCAACACAAAGAAUCAUUGUGUUCAGUUGCAUUUAUGUUGAAAUAUAUCAAGAAUAUCUUCUGUAUUAUUCUUUCUUUUCUGACAAAACACUUUUAAAUUGCACAUCUUAUGAUGUUAUUGUUUAUGUAUUAUUAGUCCUGGUGCUCAUCAUGUUGACAAGGCUACUCUCUGUGCAACAGUUUGCCUAAUGUAUAUUAAAGACUUUCUCUACUCUU